ACUCCUGACUCUGGAUCAGCUCCCACGUCCCGCUCCUCCUCAGCCGUGUACUCCCCCAACCGCCAGCCAGACCACAGAAACCGACCCGGGAUCAGGAUUACGGACAAAACUCCAGCAUUUCAAACUCAGCCCCCUUUUCUAAAACCGAGCCAACCUGUUGAGUGUAGCAGCGCUGAAGGCAGGGUGUUGGCGUCCUGUGUGGAGAAAAGUCGCAGCUUCUGAGUCAGAUAUCCGCCUUCUUGGGAGAAAUCUCCUCGUUUUUCGUCGUUGCUAAACACAACUUGUGAGAGGUAAACAGCCUCAAGCGUGAAGAUGUCAAAGAUCUGUGCUUUGGUGUUGAUGACACUCGUGUCCCUGGUAUUUGCAGAAGAACAGAACUUGGAAGAUGACCCAUUUACCUUCGACUACCACAGACUGCGUGUUGGAGGCCUGAUUCUAGCAGCUGUCCUCUGUCUCAUUGGCAUCACCAUCCUCCUCAGUGGCCACUGCAGGUGCAAGUUCAACCAGUCCAAGAGAAGGAGGACAGGAAGCAAUGCUCAGCAGAUGCUCUCCGACCAAGGUCGUUCCUGCGACUGCUAGAUGUCCACCAGAACACACACCAACGUCCCAAACCUGCAACCAACAGAUAACACGGAGGAGCAGCAGUGGGAUUUGAUACAUCCAAUGAGAGGCUUUUGUUUUAUUGUUAGAGAGCAACAGAAAGUAGUCUGUGUGUACCAGUUACGAGGUGUAAUGCUUUCUGCCUGAUAACUGAGCUACUGAUCUGCAGCCUGCGCCUUCACACAUACACACACAUACAAGUCGUCACUUUCAUUUCAAUCAGCUGAAACAUUUUAGGGGUUAAAAAGGCUUUGACAUGAAGAAACUGUCGUACAAAACCUUUGGGAAUUCCUUGUUUAACUCAGUGUGAAUGCUUUGUCAUUCAUUGUUGAUAGUUUGGUUGAUUGAGCUGAAAGUGACCUCAUACAACAGUAACAAAAAACUAUUACCAAAAAAGUUGUCCACAUGCUGUAGGUUGUGUCAGUGUCUCGCACUACUUCUGUUGUCUGUACUGUAUGUGUAAGGUCAAUAUUGGUGUAGAUAUUAGUCGCUUACUGUGGCCAACCUAACCUGCUGUCCGUGCUUUAAUGUUAUAUAUAAAAUCCAUGAGUGUGUAGAGUGCUGUUUAUAAUUCAUGAUAAUCUGUUAAUUCCCAUGUUUAGCUUUAUGGAGGAAAGUAGAGGAUUGCACUGUUCAGAGAAACACUCUGCUAUGUUUCUAUAAAAGAACCAUUGAAACAAAGAA
Plectropomus leopardus (leopard coralgrouper) is the source of this 1284-nucleotide messenger RNA. RefSeq names its product FXYD domain containing ion transport regulator 3 (gene fxyd3). Gene Ontology annotation, biological process: regulation of sodium ion transmembrane transporter activity. The record is from RefSeq and is a predicted model, not a curated record. Gene Ontology annotation, cellular component: membrane. NCBI's taxonomy places the organism in Eukaryota, Metazoa, Chordata, Actinopteri, Perciformes, Serranidae. Gene Ontology annotation, molecular function: sodium channel regulator activity.